This is a messenger RNA of Meloidogyne enterolobii, 749 nucleotides long. The record is from the annotation of a GenBank genome assembly. Lineage: Eukaryota; Metazoa; Nematoda; Chromadorea; Rhabditida; Meloidogynidae.
UUCUCGCCAACCCAUUCUUUAAAAAAUAGAAAAUCUAAAGGAUUAUGGCAUCUAAAUUUUAUUUUCUUCUAAUAAUUGUCGUAAUUGGAUUUGUUCGAGGCCAUGCUUCAGCAAAUAUGACUGUUAAUUCUUCAGAAAUAACAGAAGAUUACCUCACCACUACCAGCAAAAAGCCAACUUCAAUCUCUUCAAAUAAAAAUAUUACCGAAACGAUUACGGACAAAAGUGCCGAAACAAAUAAUAUGGAACAUAAAAAUACCGAACAGACUACCAAAGAAACAUUUCCUCCAAAACUUCCGCCACCAAUUUUUGAAAAGAAAAAUCCAAAAAAAUCUGGCAUAAAAGAAGAAAAAGCAGAACCGAUUUCACAAGGCUUACCAGAUAACAAAAUGUCUCAAGAAUCUUUUAGAAGUCCUAAAGAGAGAAUUUUUGACAAUAUGCUUACUAUUGAAGAAGAAUAUAAAAAUGGAAAGAAAUCUGGAGGGAAUAAAUUUUUAGCUCAACAAGUUAAAAACAACAUUCAAGGUGGAAUGGAUCGUAUUGAGGAAAAGAUUGACGAUGAAUUUAUUGGCGAAGAGACUUAUGCUUUGCAUUAUUUCGCUAUUUUUGCCUUUUCGUUGGGUAUUACUUAUUUGGCUUAUUAUAAUCGAAGGAGGAUUAUCGGUUAUCUAAUCGAAGGGAAGAAUAAUGCUCGUGGUGGAGGGAGAUAUCGUCGAUUGAGCCAAUCUGUAAAUGCUGCUAAUGUCUAA